Patiria miniata (bat star) is the source of this 668-nucleotide messenger RNA. Its product is annotated as 60S acidic ribosomal protein P1-like. The record is from RefSeq and is a predicted model, not a curated record. Lineage: Eukaryota; Metazoa; Echinodermata; Asteroidea; Valvatida; Asterinidae. Gene Ontology annotation, cellular component: cytosolic large ribosomal subunit; ribosome. The transcript has 4 exons. Gene Ontology annotation, biological process: translational elongation; cytoplasmic translation. Bases 161 to 490 code for a protein of 109 amino acids. Gene Ontology annotation, molecular function: protein kinase activator activity; structural constituent of ribosome; ribonucleoprotein complex binding.
GAAUAACCACAGUUGCACGGUCUCUUUGCAAUAACCAUCUACGAAGGUGCACCGUUCUCGUCCUGAGCUAAGGCCUAAUCCGGCGACGUGUACCCUUUCUGGAUACCAUCCAAAUUUGCUUUUUGCAUCAAACCGUAGUUGAAUAUCUCUAGUGUCAGAAAUGGCCUCCACUUCUGAGCUUGCUUGCGUCUACAGCGCCCUGAUCCUUCACGAUGAUGAAGUCCCCAUCACGGCCGACAAAAUCAGCAAUCUGAUCAAAGCUGCCGGUGUGAGCGUGGAGCCGUUCUGGCCAGGCCUGUUUGCCAAGACCCUGGAGGGGCAAGACAUCAAGAGUCUCCUGGCCAACGUGGGCAGCCCAUCAGCCGGACCCGCGGUGGGCGGAGGCGCUGCCCCUGCCCAGGAAGCUGCUGCUGACGAGAAGAAAGAGGAGAAGAAAGAAGAAGAAGAGGAGGAAUCUGAUGAUGACAUGGGAUUCGGCUUGUUCGACUAGAAUGUUUCUGCAGAGUUGCAUCGCCACCCCAAUGUCGUCUGCAUGCUGCUACCUGCCUGGUCAUAAUGUGUCAAGCGAGGGGGCUGUUUACAAUCUAAACCCACUCAAAGACAGGUGUUGUGAUGUAGUGCAUGUACAUGUAAAUGCAAUAAAGAGAACAUUCUCAUUUUAAAUGUAA